This is a messenger RNA of Penicillium expansum, 1749 nucleotides long. RefSeq names its product triacylglycerol lipase family protein. The transcript has 4 exons. Bases 1 to 1749 code for a protein of 582 amino acids. The record is from RefSeq and is a predicted model, not a curated record. NCBI's taxonomy places the organism in Eukaryota, Fungi, Ascomycota, Eurotiomycetes, Eurotiales, Aspergillaceae. Gene Ontology annotation, biological process: lipid metabolic process. Gene Ontology annotation, molecular function: triacylglycerol lipase activity.
AUGGGGUCCUGGUGGCUCGGACUGUGGAAGAUCGUUGGUGCGAUCUGGAAUAUGGUGCUUGAUGUUGCUCAGUUCUGGAGAGAUAAAUUGUUAUCAUGGUGGCAUUCCAAAUCCCCUCGAGAUCGACUCUUCCACACGCUAGCCAACGCGCAGAGCUAUGAGGAGUGGGAAGAAGCGGCAUUUGAGCUCGAUGAGCUACAAAGUAAAGAUUUAUGGCGCCAAAAUCCUGUCAGCCGACACUACGACUACCGACUGAUCCUCGGCCGGCUGGAAGCAUUGAUGAGCGCGCGCGAGUCAGAAGACAUCCUAACACUAGUAAAUCUACUCCGAUCCGGUCUAGUACGCAAUCUGGGCAACAUAACCAGUACGAAGCUAUUCACGCAUGCGUACGCAGGAACCAAGCUUCUGAUUGACGACUACAUCACGCAAGUAGCUCUGUCAAUCCAGUACGUGACAUCUGUCCCAGGAGCACCAAUGCACCCGAGCGGGUUCGGCUCGCAAGCGAAGCUGGAGCUACUGCAUGAUACACGGCAGGCGUUUGGGCGGACGACACUGCUGCUGCAGGGCGGGUCUGCGUUCGGGCUGUGUCAUCUUGGUGUUGUAAAGGCGCUGCAUUUGCAAGGUCUGUUGCCGCGGAUUAUUACAGGCACUGCGACUGGGGCGAUGAUUGCCGCGCUUGUGGGGAUUCAUUCUGAGGAUGAGUUGUUGCCGUUGCUUGAUGGGGAGGGUAUUGAUCUCUCUGCUUUUGAGAGGCGGAAGAUGGUUAAUGGUGGGAGUGGGGGUAACUCUAAUUCGAGUUGGGUUGGGACGUUUUAUCGAAGGAUGAGGAGGUUGCUGAGGAAGGGGUAUUUGUUUGAUGUUGGUGUUUUGGAGGAAUGUGUUCGGGCUAACGUUGGGGAUCUUACGUUUGAAGAGGCGUAUGCGCGGUCGAAGCGCAUCUUGAAUAUCACAGUUGCGACAAUGGGGAAGAACGGGACACCGAAUCUGUUGAAUUACUUGACUUCGCCGAAUGUGCUCAUCUGGUCCGCGGCCGUAGCAUCCAACGCCUCUUCCUCAGGCCUCUACUCACCAGUGACGAUCUAUUGCAAAGACGAAACAGGCACAAUAGUCCCAUGGCCACACACACAAGAUGCAGUCUUCCGACCCUGGCGACACGUCCAAUACAAUGAAGGCGAAUCCCCCCUCUCACGAAUCUCCGAACUCUUCAAUGUAAACCACUUCAUCGUCUCCCAAGCCCGACCAUACCUAGUUCCAUUCUUGCGCUCGGAAUUGAACCUCCUAGACCGACGUCAAACAGGCUGGCACAAUUUCUCCCGCUCCGCAAUGCGACUAGUAAUCGUCGAACUGCGCCACCGGCUCCGUCAACUCGACUACCUAGGCGUGUUGCCCGCUCCAUUGAGCAGACUCCUCAUCGACGAGACCAUCCCUGGACCGAACCUAACUCUCGUGCCGGACCUGUGUUUCUGGGAUUUGAGAAAAUUAUUCCAGAGUCCGACAAAAGACCGUGUCUCUGAGUGGGCACUUAAGGGCGAGAGGGGAGUUUGGCCUGCGAUUAGUGCGCUGAAGGUUCGGGAGGCGGUUGAGAUUGAGCUUGAUAGGGGGUAUCAGCUUGUUAGGCGGCGUAGACCGAGUGAUGCUUCGGCUUCAGUGUGUGUGCCGAAGCAGGUUAAUGCUAUGAAUGAGGGUGUGCCUAGGCGCAGGAGGGGUGGGAGUGAGAAUGAGGAGGGGAUUCUGGGUGAUCGGGAGUGA